Molecule: messenger RNA, 849 nt
Organism: Pocillopora verrucosa
Lineage: Eukaryota; Metazoa; Cnidaria; Anthozoa; Scleractinia; Pocilloporidae
Source: RefSeq, a predicted model, not a curated record
AUGAUCAGGUGUACUGGGUUUAGCAAUCUGGAAUGUCAUAAAAACACGCUUUCAUCGUGUAAACACGUCUAUAAGGGAGACAGUGUUUCCAUAAGAGCACCUCCCAGUUCACACGGGGUCGGAAAGGCAAGUUGUGUCUUAGAUCGAUGUGCGUCACACAACGGUUGUCACGCUGUAAUUCGUAAAAACGAAAAAGCAAGUUGUAGACAUUACCACCACCAAGAUGACGAAUGCAACAUGACGCCAAAACUUCAAGGUGGCCUUAAUAGUUCCGUUAUUCUUACCAGCCUCGACUACAACAACUACACAGGUAAGCUGCUUUCUUACCUAGAGCCAGUCCUCCUGAGUUCAAAAUGGAGCAGGUUUGUGAAGUGUUGGCAUGCUAAGACAGACGGCUGGGCAGCAUCGACAUUCCACAGCAACUGUGAUGGGAGGGGACCCACAGUGACAAUCAUCAAAGUGAACGAUUACAUAUUUGGUGGAUACACUGAUGUGUCCUGGGGACCAAGCGGUUCCUGUUUUUGGUCUUACGCCACCAAAGCCUUUUUAUUCUCAUUUAACAACAUCAAAGGAUACAAUCCUGUGAAGCUGACACAAUACCGAAACCAGCAAUACGCAAUGUACACAUGUUCCUCUUACGGACCCACUUUUGGUUGGGGACGUGACAUCCGCAUAGUGGACGACGCUGUAAACAAUCAGUACUCUUUUACUGAAUGCGGUGGAACGUACUCCAACCCCACGGGUUAUUCAGCUGGAAACUGUGGUUUUUUCACAGGAAGUUAUAAUUUUACUCCUUCUGACAUUGAAGUUUUCUUCGGAAUAGGUAAGUUAUUGUACAGAAACACUUGA